Cladocopium goreaui is the source of this 585-nucleotide messenger RNA. The record is from the annotation of a GenBank genome assembly. Lineage: Eukaryota; Dinophyceae; Suessiales; Symbiodiniaceae.
GCGUUUGUCACCGAAGAUGAGGCGAUUGUCGACGUAACGGACAUGUUUAAUGAACAGGUGAUGAUUGGAGAGAAGUUGAUGGAAGGCGAAUGUCUGCAUAUGCAAGGCGGACUUGAUCAAGUCUGGUACAUCACCGACGACAAUCUUCCGAGUGACAUUGAGGCGACGAAAGGUUCGUCCUUUGAUGAUGUCUCCUGGAUUGUUGGACUUUCCAGGGUAGACAGAGAAAACUUCCUCAUCGUAGACAUUCAUCUUGGGCCGGAGAAAGUCAAGGAGCAUGAACCAGGAACGAAGGAAUCUGUCUUGAUCAAUACUUGUGAAAAAGCCGGCCAAGUCUUGAUUGACCAAGAUCAAAUCGGCGUCGACAGGCGCCGAUCGCAAUAUCGCGAGCAGAGUGUACACGUCACCUGUAGCGAAAUGAUUUGGACAUGCCGUAGGGAUAAGCUGGAAGAUGAGUCUGGCAAGAAUGUUGAGCAUUGGUCUGAAUGGGGAGUCGACAAAGGAAAUAAUCGGCCUGCCGCUGCGGAAGUCUUUCUUCCUUUUGGUACAGAGACCUUGUCAAGCAAAGUUGGCAUGUGCAUCAAA